AUGCCCUCGUUCAUCGUUUCACGGUGGACCAAAAUGGAAGAUGGAUCUUCAGUGCUGACGACUACUCUUUCGUCAGAUCCAAGCCGCGGACAACUCUCCAGCAAAGGUGACAAAGUAUGUCAGCCUCCUCAUAUUUCGGUUGAUGUCUCAGCCCGACAACCGUCGCCGCCUGACGACUCAGCGAGACAUCUCUAUGAAUUCAACUACUUCGCAAAGCUACCGGCAGAAGUCCGAAGCAAGAUUUGGAACCUGGCGUUCUCUCUAUCUUCACCUCGAAUAUACAUUCCGUACGCACGCCGAAUAGAAGGAAGUGGGAGGCAGUAUCCUCACUAUCGACAUGACUUGCCAGGACUUAUGAUCUUGAGCAAAGAAGUCCGGGAAAUCACCGUCAGAAAUCGAAAACUUUCUCUCAUAUCGGGCAGGUAUGAUGUCUGUAACUUGAAAUAUGUCGACCGCAUAUAUGGCUGGGUGGAUCCAAAACGCGACUUACUCUAUAUCGAUCUUCAUCGGCGCAUCCAAGGUCAUUUUUAUUAUAUCAAGAACGUCUUUGAAACUGUGAUUCUCUGUCCACAGAACAUCGGGAAUGCGCUUCAUCUAGAGGAACUGUCUCGAUGGUCUACAACACUAUCUCAUUUUUAUUCCUCAGAAUCGGGCCCAUCAUAUUCGUCAAAGGUCAAAGAACUACAACUCGUUUGCCGAUCAUACAACCUUCCAAUCUCUAGGUUUUCGGUCGGAACACAGAACGACUUUUUAGUCUUAGAUCUUGAUAAGGAGAAUGAUGUAGAUUGGUUUUUAGCAUUACGGAACCGUUUUCCAAAGUGCGACAUUCCUUGGAAUGUUAUUGAGAAUGAUUUUCGUCGAGAAAGAAACCUUGAUUGGCAACUUGGAGUACUUAACGAUUGGAGUACAGGAGUAAAGGAGUUCGAGGGUCAAUAUCAUAUUCGCCUUGGCGAUGCCG
This is a messenger RNA of Fusarium redolens, 958 nucleotides long. RefSeq lists its product as uncharacterized. The annotation marks the transcript as partial. The transcript has a single exon. NCBI's taxonomy places the organism in Eukaryota, Fungi, Ascomycota, Sordariomycetes, Hypocreales, Nectriaceae. The record is from RefSeq and is a predicted model, not a curated record.